CGAGAGUUUUAUCACUUAAUUCACAUAAAAACAAGUGUAAUAAAUGUAUUGUGAGUGUACUAAUUAUGCGUAUUACGUAGGUACCUACAUUGAACAAAAAAUUUCCGAGUUCUGUGUGAAUAAUUCUUAGUUUGGAAGUUGCUUUUAAUUAAUUAAAACGUAUAUUAGUUCAAACUACAAAAUGCCUUUAAAAGGUUUAAAAGUUCUACCUAAUCCAGUGUUCUCAGAGCUGCCACAGAACUACAGAUUGUCGGAGGAACAAAAAUCAUUCUAUUGGGAGAAUGGGUAUCUAGUAAUCAAGGAAUUAAUUGAUUUCACUUCAUUAUAUAGUUACAAACAGCGCUUUCUGCAAAUAUGCAAAGGAAUAGUUGACAGCCCUGUUAUGAUUGUCAAAGAACAGGCACUUUUUGAGAAGAACUUAAAACCUGAAGAAUACAUUAAUAAGCUCCAAGAAAUCUUAUAUGAUGAUGUGUUCAUGACCUAUGGUGAACAUCCCAGGCUAUUGGAUGUGAUCUCGCAGUUUAUUGGUGAUGACAUAACGGCUAUUCACAGCAUGUUCAUCAACAAACCCCCAGGUACCGCCAGACAUCCGCCGCACCAGGAUUUAUUUUAUUUCCCGAUCAGACCUGUGGAUAAGAUCAUAGGCUCAUGGACUGCCGUGGACCAUGUCAAUAAGGAUAAUGGCUGUCUGUAUGUCAUUCCAAAGUCUCAUAAGCAAGAUAUUUUAUACCCCCAUGGUGAUGUGCCGGAGGCCGGUAAACUGUACCACGGGAUUUUGAACGAAGAGACGCUCGCCCCGGAGCACGCCCGUGUCUCUGUGGACAUGGCCCCCGGGGACACCGUGCUGCUGCACCCGCGCCUGCUCCACGGCUCCGGACCCAACCGCACCCAGCGGCACCGGAAGGCGAUCACGGUGCACUUCGCGAGCAGCGCGUGCGAGUACGUGGACGUGCGCGGCUCCGUGCAGGAGCGCCUCGCCGCCGACGUGCAGGCCGCCGCCACCCGCCGGGGACUCCGAGUCAGCUAUCAGGACAUCUGGAGAUACAAAAGUAAACAAGUCAAAGGUGUGAGAUCGAAUUUGUAAGCAAUACAUUAAGAAAUUUAUAUUUUUAUACGAAAGAGAUUAUUUUGGACUUGCUAGUUGUAUUAAAGCUCCAUCUAUCGUAUCGCAGACAUCUUGUGAGCACGUAACAUCAGGUAGACCGCGAGAUCGUCUGCCGCG
Bombyx mori (domestic silkworm) is the source of this 1222-nucleotide messenger RNA. RefSeq names its product phytanoyl-CoA dioxygenase peroxisomal precursor. Gene Ontology annotation, molecular function: phytanoyl-CoA dioxygenase activity. NCBI's taxonomy places the organism in Eukaryota, Metazoa, Arthropoda, Insecta, Lepidoptera, Bombycidae. The record is from RefSeq and is marked provisional. Gene Ontology annotation, biological process: fatty acid alpha-oxidation.